This is a messenger RNA of Condylostylus longicornis, 2382 nucleotides long. RefSeq names its product coiled-coil domain-containing protein 6. The record is from RefSeq and is a predicted model, not a curated record. The transcript is spliced from 6 exons. Bases 189 to 1727 code for a protein of 512 amino acids. NCBI's taxonomy places the organism in Eukaryota, Metazoa, Arthropoda, Insecta, Diptera, Dolichopodidae.
UUCAACCCUUCCAAAAAUGUCAGUGUCAUCGCGGUUCGGAAAGAUUUUGUGAAAGUCUUUUUUAAUAAAAAUUUCAACGAAAUUACAUCAAGCAUUCGAAAAUAAAGGUUUUUCGGAAAAAUUGAAAAGCAACAGUUUUUAAAAAUUGAUAUAUUUAGCUGAUAAGUUAAAUUUGCUUAGGAAUCAAUAUGGAGAGUCCAUGCGAAUCAGAAAGUUCAUUAGACGGAGGGGGGUCAAGUUCAAUGUUACCUCCAAGUCCAGUUUCAAGAGAGCAGUUGCAAAAACGGAUAGAAAGUUUAACGCAGCAAAAUAGGGUUCUGAAAGUCGAAUUGGAAACGUAUAAAAUUAGAGUUAAAGUUCUACAGGAAGAAAAUAAGUCACUAAAACAAGCUUCCGUUUUUAUUCAAGCAAAAGCUGAACAAGAAGAAGAAUACAUUUCCAACACCCUAUUAAAAAAAAUACAGGCUUUAAAAAAAGAAAAAGAAACUCUAGCUCAUCAUUAUGAACGAGAAGAAGAAUGUUUGACAAAUGAUUUAUCGCGUAAAUUAGAUCAGUUGCGUCAAGAAAAAUGUAAACUUGAACAAACACUUGAACAGGAACAAGAAUGUUUAGUUAACAAACUUAUGCGUAAAAUCGAAAAACUCGAAGCUGAAACCUUAGCUAAACAAACAAAUUUGGAACAAUUACGUCGUGAAAUGGUCGAAUUAGAGAACACACUAGAACAAGAACAAGAAGCUUUAGUUAAUAAACUAUGGAAGCGAAUGGACAAAUUAGAAACCGAAAAACGUUCAUUACAAAUAAAAUUAGAUCAACCAGUUUCAGAUCCCACAACUCCAAAAGAUAUUAAUAAUGCUAACGGUGAUACUGCCAGUAAUUUAAGCGCUCACAUUCAAACAUUACGCAGUGAAGUAAUACGUUUACGUGCCAAUUUGGCAGCUGCCCAAAAAGAGACAAAUGAAAAAAUGCAAAAAUUCGCCGAAGAAGAAAAAUGCAUUCGAGAAGAAAAUUUACGUCUUCAACGAAAAUUAGCUCUAGAAGUUGAACGUCGUGAAGCUUUAUGUCGUCACUUAUCGGAGUCAGAGUCGUCAUUAGAAAUGGAAGAAGAACGUUUUUAUAAUGAAAAUUUAUUAGGCGGAGGUGCUGGUGGAACUGGAGCAACUGCUGGUGCUUUAGGUACACAUCGGCAACGUACUAUAAGCAGUCCUGUACCACAUAGUCCAUCUAGUAGUCGUCCAUUGAGUCCUGGAAAUGCUAGUGUACUUGUUGGCCAGCAGAAUCGCUGUCACCACUGUGGUCAAUUAGUUGGACGCCGUACAAGUGAAAGAUUUAUUAAACCGGCCAUACCAUCAUCUGCAUUAGGUCUAAAUACCUCAGCACCAAAUGUUUUAACAUCAAAUCAGUUAUUAAGUUCCUCUGGAGUAACAUUGCCACCACAACAUAGCUCUCAACAUAGCUUAUCAUCCAUUAAUUUAGGAAGUAAUUUAAGUGGUGAACGUUUAGUUGGUGGUAAUAAUGCAACAAUUAUGAAUUCAAGUUUGAAUAAUUCAUCGUCCACAUUAAGUAGUUCCAGUAGCUUAAUGAUGAGUUCAAGUAAUUCGUCAUCAUCUAUUGCUUUUACUCCUACCAAUCAACAUCAACACCAUCAGCAACAUCAACAGCAUCAACAGCAAUUGUUUAAUGCACAACAACCAGCUAGUCCAAUGGACACUUCCACAUACAAGGAAUAAUUAUUUUCAAUUUUUUUUUUUUUUUUAAUUAAACAAAAAAGCAAACAAACGGAAGAAAAUUAUGAUUAUAUCGAAAAAUAAAAUAAAAUUCAAUGGCAAUUCAUUAAUAAUAAUAUUAUUGGAAAACAUUAAAAAAAUAAAAGGAAAGAAUAAAGUUUCAAGUCAAUUUAAUCCUAAUUAAAUUCAAGCGAUUAGUAAAAUUUAAAAAAUUUAAAAUUGAUUUUUGUUUUUAUAUUAUGCACAUACACUAUUAUUAAGAAUUUUUUUUAAAAGACUAUUUUUCAAAUUCGAUUUUAUUUUUAUGAUUAUAUUCAGUUGUCAUUGAAAGUUUUUUAUUCUGAUAAGAUAUUUUGAGAAUUACAAAUUCUUUGUUUUUCCUCCAUGUUUUUUAUUUUAAUUACAAAAUGUCAAAUUCUUUUUUAAGUUCAAGUUUUUUUUUCUAAUUUUUCUAAAUAUUAAAUAUAAUAAACUUAUACAUAAUUUUUUUCUUUUUUGAAAAUUUUAAAUCUAUCAUUAUAAAUGUAUUAAAUUUUAUUUUACAAUAUUACAUAAUAGAUAUAUUGUUUUUAUUUUUUUUAAUCAAAUAAAAUAUUUGUUUACUUAUUAAUAUUAAAUUUCAUUAUAAAGUUAAUAAUAUAAAAAUUAUGUAUGGUAA